AUGCGUUCAUCAUUUGUAUUUAUUGCCUGUCUAACAGCAUGCUCGUUUGCGGCCCCGGCAUUCUUCGACAAUGCAUACAACUUCUCCAACGACCUAUCGGAGUUCCUGGGGAGAGUGAGCAAGCAUAUCGAGCACUCCAAGGAUAUACUCAACUCGGCCACGUGCGAUACAUCUAGCAUUGCACUGCCGGCACAGGCGUCCGGGUUACCCUCUCCCUCAGGCCAGAAGCUUCUAUACGUCGCACUGGGGCGCGGUACACAGAACUAUACCUGUGCGACACCAUCUUCAAACUCGACGCCUGUAGCUGUCGGCGCUGUUGCAAACCUCUACAACGCCACUUGUAUCGCAGGAAGCUUCUCGGACAUGAUUACCAUGCUGCCGAACAUUGCAUACCGGAUACCCUUGCCAAACAGCGACUCAGAUCGCCUGCCUCCGGCAAACCUGGAUCUGAUGGGCCACCACUUCUUUGACGGCUCAACGCCCGUGUUUAACCUUGAUACCACGGCAACACACCAGUAUGGUAUUGCAAGAACAAAGAAAGAGGCACAGGUUGAUGCGCCGUCGAAUGCUAUUCAAGGGAACAAUGGGGCCGUUGCAUGGCUUUAUCUAUCAGCCACGAGUGGCACGGUAGGGGACUAUUCCGGCGUAUACCGGGUGGACACUGCGGCGGGAUCGCCACCAAAGACAUGCAAGGACAUGCCAUCGGAGUUCACUGUUCAAUAUGCUGCAAAUUACUAUUUUUACGGGAAAUGA
Molecule: messenger RNA, 753 nt
Organism: Aspergillus bombycis
Lineage: Eukaryota; Fungi; Ascomycota; Eurotiomycetes; Eurotiales; Aspergillaceae
Exons: 2
Coding region: 1-753 (250 amino acids)
Source: RefSeq, a predicted model, not a curated record